GGCAGAGAGACACAGGAGUCCAGCAGCUCAAAUCUCUGCAAGAGCUUCAGCUGAAAAGCAUGCAUCUCCAUCCUCUGUCACACUCUUUCUUCCUCCUCCUGGUUGCUGAGGCAGCCGUGGUGUGCGUUGCCGUGACGACCACGCUCCACGGUUUCCGAGGCUGUGCGGUGCGAGAGUUCUCCUUUGUGGCCCAGAAGCCCGGCUGCAAAGGACUACGCAUCACCACGGAGGCCUGCUGGGGGCGCUGCCACACCUGGGAGAAACCAGUGCCGGAUCCCCCCUACAUCCAGCGACACCACCGUGUGUGUACGUACAGCCGUACCCGCUACAUGACAGCCCGGCUGCCGGGCUGCCAGCCCAACGUCUCCCCUCUCUACCACUAUCCCAUGGCCCUGAACUGCCACUGUGCCGUCUGCUCCACACAGGACACAGAGUGUGAGACCUUCUGAGGGACAGAGCAGCACUUUCACUGUACAGUGCUAUUAAGUGUUUCACUGAUAUGGAUGACACAGAUCAAAAUGAUGAAAUCAAGAUAUCUCAGCCUUGAAGGAAGGAUAUUUGACACUGAGUAACAUAAAAAUGAUCCCUCCUUUAGACUGAAGACCAUGUGUGUAUCAAUAUACAGUAUAUGUCUGUAUGUAGGAAAG
Messenger RNA from Xiphias gladius (swordfish), 647 nucleotides. RefSeq names its product glycoprotein hormone beta-5-like. The record is from RefSeq and is a predicted model, not a curated record. Gene Ontology annotation, molecular function: hormone activity. The transcript has 3 exons. Gene Ontology annotation, cellular component: extracellular region; cytoplasm. Gene Ontology annotation, biological process: G protein-coupled receptor signaling pathway; regulation of thyroid hormone receptor signaling pathway. Lineage: Eukaryota; Metazoa; Chordata; Actinopteri; Istiophoriformes; Xiphiidae. Bases 60 to 449 code for a protein of 129 amino acids.